AUGGGAUGCGGAUCUUUGGCAAAUCAACCAGAAUGUUCAAUUUCAGCAAAAAAUCGAUUUACACAGAAGGAUAUUCAAAUUUUGAGAGAAACAUGGACAAUCAUCAAAACUCAUUAUGAUAUGAAAAAACUAGGUGAUGAUAUAAUGAACAGAACUUUACAAAAGUUACCAUUAGUGGAAAGUUUCUGGAGAAAUAGUGUCAUUGUGGAAGGAAAUAAUCUUAAUUUUGGUGAAUACGAUUCGUGUCUGAAAACGGAUAUGAGUUGGAAAUUAGAGUUUCAAAAUCAUGGACUCAAGUUAUUAAGAAAGUUGGAUGAGGUAUUAUUACUGAUUAAUGAUGACACUCUAUUAAAAAAUACAAUUAAACAAAUAACAAAUAUUCAUUUGAAGAAUGAAGUCAAUGCUGAACAUUACACAGUAAGAUCGACUGUCUCAUAG
Messenger RNA from Didymodactylos carnosus, 438 nucleotides. The record is from the annotation of a GenBank genome assembly. NCBI's taxonomy places the organism in Eukaryota, Metazoa, Rotifera, Eurotatoria, Philodinida, Philodinidae.